Closterium sp. NIES-65 is the source of this 2160-nucleotide messenger RNA. The record is from the annotation of a GenBank genome assembly. Lineage: Eukaryota; Viridiplantae; Streptophyta; Zygnematophyceae; Desmidiales; Closteriaceae.
AUGAACGUGGACAUGGACGUAGACGUGGACGUCGACGUGGACGCGGACGUGGACGUGGACGUGGACGUGGUCGUGGACGCGGACGUGGACGUGGACGUGGACAUGGACGUAGACAUGGUCGUGGACGUGGACAUGGACGUGGACGUGGACGCGGACGUGGACGUGGGCGUGGACGUGGAGGACGUGGACGUGGAGGACUUGGACGUGGACGUGGACGUGGACGUGGACGUGGACGUGGAGAACUUGGACGUGGACAUGGACGUGAACGUGGACCUGGACGUGGACAUGGACGUGGACGUGGACGUGGACGUGGACGUGGACGUGGAGGUGGACGUGGACGUGGAGGACGUGGACGUGGACGUGGACGAGGACGUGGACGUGGACGUGGAGAACUUGGACGUGGACAUGGACGUGAACGUGGACGUGGACGUGGACGUGGAGGACUUGGACGUGGACAUGGACGUGGACGUGGAGUGGACGUGGACGUGGACUGGACGUGGAGUGGACGUGGACGUGGACGUGGACGUGGACGUGGACGUGGAGAACUUGGACGUGGACAUGGACGUGAACGUGGACGUGGAUAUGGACGUGGAGGACUUGGACGUGGACAUGGACGUGGACGUGGACGUGGACAUGGACGUGGACGUGGACGUGGACGUGGACGUGGACGUGGACAUGGACCUGGACAUGGACGUGGACGUGGACGUGGACAUGGACGUGGACGUGGACAUGGUCGUGGACGUGGACGUGGACGUGGACGUGGACAUGGACGUGGACGUGAACAAGACGUGGACUGGACGUGGACGUGGACGUGGACGUGGAGUGGACGUGGACGUGGACGUGGACGUUGACGUGGACGUGGACGUGGACGUGGACGUGGACGUGGACGUGGACGUAGACGUGGACGUGGACAUGGACGUGGACGUGGACGUGGACGUGGAGGACGUGGACGUGGACGUGGACGUGGACGUGGACGUGGACGUGGAGAACUUGGACGUGGACAUGGACGUGGACGUGGAGGACUUGGACGUGGACAUGGACGUGGACGUGGAGUGGACGUGGACGUGGACGUGGACUGGACGUGGAGUGGACGUGGACGUGGACGUGGACGUGAACGUGGACGUGGACGUGGACGUGGACGUGGACGUGGACGUGGAGGACGUCGACGUGGACGUGGACGUGGACGUGGACAUGGACGUGGACGUGGACAUGGACAUGGACGUGGACGUGGACGUGGACAUGGACGUGGACCUGGACAUGGACGUGGACGUGGACGUGGACGUGGACAUGGACGUGGACGUGGACAUGGUCGUGGACGUGGACGUGGACGUGGACGUGGACAUGGACGUGGACGUGGACGUGGACAUGGACGUGGACAUGGACAUGGACAUGGACGUGGACGUGGACGUGGACAUGGACGUGGACCUGGACAUGGACGUGGACGUGGACGUGGACAUGGACGUGGACGUGGACAUGGUCGUGGACGUGGACGUGGACGUGGACGUGGACAUGGACGUGGACGUGAACAAGACGUGGACUGGACGUGGAGUGGACGUGGACGUGGACAUGGACGUGGACGUGGACGUGGACGUGGACGUGGACGUGGACGUGGACGUGGAGGACGUGGACGUGGACGUGGACGUGGACGUGGAGAACUUGGACGUGGACAUGGACGUGAACGUGGACGUGGACGUGGACAUGGAGGACAUGGACGUGGACAUGGACGUGGACGUGGACGUGGACAUGGACGUGGACGUGGACGUGGACGUGGACGUGGACGUAGACGUGGACAUGGACGUGGACGUAGACGUGGACGUGGACGUGGACAUGGACCUGGACAUGGACGUGGACGUGGACGUGGACAUGGACGUGGACGUGGACAUGGUCGUGUACGUGGACGUGGACGUGGACGUGGACGUGGACAUGGACAUGGACGUGGACGUGGACGUGGACAUGGACGUGGACGUGGACGUGGACGUGGACGUGGACGUAGACGUGGACAUGGACGUGGACGUAGACGUGGACGUGGACGUGGACAUGGACCUGGACAUGGACGUGGACGUGGACGUGGACAUGGACGUGGACGUGGACAUGGUCGUGUACGUGGACGUGGACGUGGACGUGGACAUGGACGUGGACGUGAACAAGACGUGGACGUGA